AUGGAGCCCCUGUUCCCGGCCGCCGCACCGGGCUGGAACGCCUCCUCCUCUUCCUCGGCGGCCGCCCCUGCAGGCAGCCACAACGGGACGCUGGCGGGGCUGGCGCCCUCGGCCGGGGUGCGGGCGGUGCUGGUGCCCGUGCUGUACCUGCUGGUGUGCGCCGUGGGGCUGGGCGGCAACACGCUGGUCAUUUACGUGGUCCUGCGCCACGCCAAGAUGGCCACGGUCACCAACGUGUACAUCCUGAACCUGGCCGUGGCCGACGUGCUGCUCAUGCUGGGGCUGCCCUUCCUGGCCACGCAGAACGCCGUCUCCUACUGGCCCUUUGGGCCCUUCCUGUGCCGCCUGGUCAUGACGCUGGACGGCAUCAACCAGUUCACCAGCAUCUUCUGCCUGACCGUCAUGAGCGUCGACCGCUACCUGGCCGUGGUGCACCCGCUGCGCUCGGCGCGCUGGCGCCGCCCGCAGGUGGCCAAGCUGGCCAGCGCCGCCGUCUGGGCCUUCUCGCUGCUCAUGUCCCUGCCGCUGCCGCUGUUCGCCGAGGUGCAGGAGGGCUGGGGCACCUGCAACCUGAGCUGGCCGGAGCCCGUGGGGCUGUGGGGCGCCGCCUUCAUCGCCUACACGUCCGUGCUGGGCUUCUUCGGGCCGCUGCUGGUCAUCUGCCUGUGCUACCUGCUCAUCGUGGUCAAGGUCAAGGCGUCGGGCGUGCGGGUGGGCUGCCCGCGGCGGCGGCGCUCGGAGCGCCGGCUCACGCGCAUGGUGGUGGUGGUGGUGCUGGUGUUCGUGGGCUGCUGGCUGCCCUUCUUCCUGCUCAACAUCGUGAACCUGGCCGUGACGCUGCCCGAGGGCCCCGCCUCCGCCGGCCUCUACUUCUCCGUGGUCGUGCUGUCCUACGCCAACAGCUGCGCCAACCCCGUGCUCUACGGCUUCCUCUCCGACAACUUCCGCCAGAGCUUCCGGAAGGUUCUGUGCCUCCACGGGGGCUACGGCGCCGAGGACGCCGACCCCGUGGAGAAGGGCGCGCGGCCGCGGGAGGCCACGCUGCCCGCCCCUGGCCCAGAGGCCAACGGACUCAUGCAGACCAGCAGGCUGUGA
Lepus europaeus (European hare) is the source of this 1095-nucleotide messenger RNA. It is a transcript of the gene SSTR5, whose product is annotated as somatostatin receptor 5. The coding region runs from base 1 to 1095 and encodes 364 amino acids. The transcript has a single exon. The record is from RefSeq and is a predicted model, not a curated record. Gene Ontology annotation, cellular component: membrane; neuron projection. NCBI's taxonomy places the organism in Eukaryota, Metazoa, Chordata, Mammalia, Lagomorpha, Leporidae. Gene Ontology annotation, biological process: cellular response to glucocorticoid stimulus; regulation of insulin secretion; neuropeptide signaling pathway. Gene Ontology annotation, molecular function: neuropeptide binding; somatostatin receptor activity.